Aspergillus pseudonomiae is the source of this 867-nucleotide messenger RNA. Its product is annotated as N-acyl homoserine lactonase family protein. The record is from RefSeq and is a predicted model, not a curated record. NCBI's taxonomy places the organism in Eukaryota, Fungi, Ascomycota, Eurotiomycetes, Eurotiales, Aspergillaceae. Bases 1 to 867 code for a protein of 288 amino acids. The transcript has 4 exons.
AUGAAUUCUAGACAGUUGGCCAAGGCGGCCAUCCCCGCGUAUACCUGUCCGGAGGGAACAAAAAUGCACCUUCUGGAUUUAGGGUUGCUCAGCUGCGAGGAGGGAUGGCUGUUCAUGUCAAAGGGCUCAGCCACAGUUAGCAAUCCCCAACCAGCCCGGAAAUGGCGAGAGAUGAUCGUUCUGGCGGGUCUCAUUGACCACCCGGAAAUGGGGCUGAUUCUGUUCGAGACUGGAUGUGCAGAGGAUAUUGAUAUUAAAUGGCCCCCUGCUAAUGCGGACACUUUCCCUCGCACGCGGUAUGAGCCCGAAAACCGUCUUCCGGCUGCCAUCAAAGCUGCCGGGUACGAUAUCAAAGACGUCAAAGCAGUGAUCAUGGGACAUCUACAUCUCGACCACGCCGGCGGCCUAGAGCAUUUCCUCAAUACAGACGUGCCGAUUUAUGUGCACGAGGAAGAGUUCAAGUAUGCAUGCUGGGGAGCAGGAACCAAGGCAGAAGAAGGUGCCUACCUCGCCGACUAUCUCCGUCUAGACGGAUCUCUCAAUUGGCAGACCUUCAACGACUCCCAAUUGGAUCUGUGCACGGGGAUAACCCUGUAUCUCUGCCCCGGCCAUACACCGGGUCUGUGCAUCAUGCAGGUCAACCUGGCCCAGGAUGGAACGUUCAUCUGGACCACGGACCAGUUCCAUGUGCGGGAGAACUACGAGAAUAAUCAAGCGCAGGGGUGGCUGCUGCGUGACCAUAAGAGCUGGAUGGACAGUACGAACUUUAUCCGGCGGUUGCAGAGGCUAUACUCGGCUACUAUCAUCUUCGGUCAUGACUUGGAGGUCGGGACUGCGUUGAUUCAGCAAAAGCCAUUUUAUCAGUGA